UUCCAUCAUUUCUCCAGCUUGUGUUGGUUCUGUUUGUUUUCACAGAUUAAUUUUGUGUCUUUACAUUUCAGCGGCUCAGUCCCCGUGGAGCUCGGAUUACAAUGCAAAGGAUCCUGGAGGUGUGGGUCACCUUGGUGGCAGUGUCAGCCCUGGCGGAGGGGGUCUUAGGGGGGUACGGGCUCAGCAUGUUCGCGGCUCAGUCCUCCCCUCCGGAUCCGUGCUAUGAUGAGAACGCAAACCCGCGCAGAUGCAUCCCGGACUUCGUCAACUCCGCUUUCGGGAAGGACGUGCGCGUGUCCAGCACCUGUGGGACCCCCACCGCCAGGUACUGCGUGGUGACCGAGAAGGGAGAGGAGAGGACCCGGGACUGUCACACGUGCGACGCCGGGGACCCCAAGAAGUCUCAUCCUCCUGCGUAUUUAACGGACCUCAACAACCCGCACAACCUCACGUGCUGGCACUCUGAGAACUACCUGCAGCACCCACAGAACGUCACGCUCACCUUGUCGCUGGGGAAGAAGUUUGAGGUGACCUAUGUGAGCCUGCAGUUCUGCUCACCCAGACCCGAGUCCAUGGCGAUCUACAAGUCCAUGGACUACGGGAAGUCGUGGGUGCCGUUUCAGUAUUACUCCACGCAGUGUAAGAAAAUGUUCAACCGGCAGAACAAAGCUGUGAUCACCAAACAGAACGAGCAGGAGGCGAUCUGCACGGACUCCCACACCGACAUGCACCCUCUGAGCGGGGGACUCAUCGCCUUCAGCACCCUGGACGGGAGACCCUCCGCGCACGACUUCGACAACUCCCCGGUGCUGCAGGACUGGGUCACGGCCACAGACAUCAAGGUGAUCUUCAGCCGGCUGCACACCUUCGGGGACGAGAACGAAGACGACUCGGAGCUGGCGCGAGACUCCUACUUUUACGCCGUGUCGGACCUGCAGGUCGGCGGCCGCUGCAAGUGCAACGGGCACGCGUCAAAGUGCGUGAAGGACCGGGAGGGGAACCUGGUGUGUGAGUGCAAACACAACACGGCGGGGCCGGAGUGCGACAGGUGCAAACCUUUCCACUACGACCGACCCUGGCAGCGCGCCACGGCACGAGAGGCCAACGAGUGUGUCGCAUGCCACUGUAACCUUCACGCCCGCCGCUGUCGUUUCAACAUGGAGCUGUACAAGCUGUCGGGACGGAGGAGCGGCGGCGUCUGUCUCAACUGUCGCCACAACACGGCCGGACGCCACUGCCACUACUGCAAGGAGGGCUUCUACAGAGACAUGACCAAGUCCAUCUCGCACCGCAGAGCAUGCAAAGCGUGUGAUUGCCAUCCAGUCGGAGCUGCAGGUAAGACGUGUAACCAGACAACAGGCCAAUGCCCCUGCAAGGACGGAGUGACAGGAAUCACCUGCAACCGCUGCGCCAAGGGAUACCAGCAGAGCCGCUCUCCUAUUGCUCCCUGCAUCAAGAUUCCAGUUGCAUCUCCGACAGCAACGUACACCAGCUACGAGGAGCCAUCAGAUUGUGAAUCUCACUGCAAAGCCUCCAAGGGGAAGAUGAAGAUCACCAUGAAGAAGUACUGUAAAAAGGAUUACGCUGUCCAAGUGCACGUUCUCAAAGGGGACAAAUCAGGCGAGUGGUGGAAGUUCACCGUCAACAUCAUUUCUGUCUACAAGCAAGGUGAGCAUCGCAUCCGCCGCGGGGACCAGCUGCUGUGGGUGCGUGCGAAGGACGUGGCCUGCAAGUGUCCAAAGAUCAAACCCGGGAGGAAGUACCUCCUCCUGGGUACGGACGACGACUCUCCCGGACAGAGCGGCGUGGUGGCGGACAAAGGCAGCCUGCUCAUCCCUUGGAAGGACCUGUGGGGUCGCCGGCUGAGGAAGUUCCAACAGCGUGACAAGAGGGGGAAGUGCUAAAAGUGGCUGGGAAGGAGAGAGAUGGAGAGAUGGAGGCGAAGUGACGUCUCCACUGUGAUGAAUGCAAGAGGAAAUGAUGAUUGAAGAAAAAAACUGGAGAGUAUAACAUGGAGGGACACAGGUGAAUAGUUGGAGAAGUGGGGAAAGGACUGAGUGCUGCUGCUCUGAGUUGGAGCAAAAAGUUUAGUGUUUUUUUUUUUAGGAACUUUUGUGAAGGAGCUCAUUCCACAGUCGUUUUUGUCUUUCAAGGUUUGUUUUGUUGUUUAAUUGCAGAGUUUGCACCUAAUGUUUCAUUUAUGUCAUAUCCUGACUAUGUUACCCAUGAUGCCUUUGUUUUGUUUUUUUACAGUCCUGUGUUAAGUUGUUGGAAAGAGCAAUGCAUCUUCUCAAUCCCUUUUUUUGUAUUUCAAUAGGACCCGGUCCAACUGUGCUGACUUCAGCGUUAUCUUGUUAAAUGAAGACACACUGCUUAGCUUUCACCACACUCACAUGGCGGCCAUUUUUCUCUGAUGUCACGUUCAGGGUGGGAAGCUCAUGGUGUUUUUUAGCUAUUUACAACACGUCCCAGUUGUCUUGAAAGCGAUUGAUUGGCUGCCUGAAUUUAGUGGGGGAUGGUGCAGACCAGUGAAGACGACACCAACAAAUUUGGCGAGCGCUCCAGGAGAACCUGUCCCUAUUCACUACACAUGAUCCAGAAUCUGACCCUGAACAAGAGGAUGAGCUGUUGCAGUGUCGCUGCUCCAGCUUCAACAGCAUGUCUCUUAGUAGCACACCAAGAUUUGAGUGUUAUUCCUACUUUCUUGCCUUCUUUGAGUGACCUAAUGCUGUUGACGCUCGUUUUUGUUGCAGGUUGGCACAAACAAACAAAUUAGAUGACACAUUGAUGUUAGUAUAAGAAGCAACCAAUGUUUUCUUUGGUCCUCUGGUGCCAACACCCUAAAAGUAUUGUGGAAUCAUUGUAUCAUGAACCGAGAUUCAUGGCUUAAAUAGCAUUUUGAACUGAGUUUAUCAACACAUCCCUGGCAGCCUAAUGAGUUAUCAAAUAUGUUUAAUCUUGCAGUAUCAUCCAGAUGUUCCUCUGUGUUGAACUUUUCAUUUUCUUUUCAGUAAUAAGGAUAUAUUUUCAGGCCACUGUUCCUGAUCUGUAUUAUUUGGAACCAGGCAAACAGCAACAUGAUAUUUUUGUUUCAAUAAAAGCAUUUGAGCUUCAUUCCCUGAGCGAGACGUCUGAGGUAAAGGCUGCUGUGUGAAUAAGGUGCUUCAAGAGUCUCCAUGCAUGUUCAAGUAGAUCCUCAAGUCGUACCCUGCCAAACUUUGGAUAAACUUCUCCGACUGCCAAAAGGUAAAAAUAGUGAAAUUAUUCCUAAGCAUGAAAAACAUAAUGGGUGCAAUUUUGUUUGAGAGCUCCUGGCUCACAUGUGAGUGUUACCUCAGUGAAAUAACCGCCAUAUUGACCCUCAGCUCAAUCUGUGUAACGAUCACAUUUCAUGUCAGCGCUUUUCGAUGUGUCAGCAGUAUGUUGUGGUCGUGACCUCUGCAAUGUAAAGUAACCAUACGUGCAUACAUAGACAUUAUUUUUUUGUAGAUAGUGAGAGUAGAGUGGAAUGUCAACCAUGCACUUAUUCUACCAGUAAAACGUAAAGAACAUAUGAGAUAUGUUCACAAGUCAGAGAUCCCAUUACUGCGCCAUCUGAUGCAAAAAAGCUGUACAGUUCAAAUCACGUCUGCCUCACUCGUGUUUUUUUUUUAAAGCUGCACACAGGUCAGAGUUUAUUUUCUAGUAAAGGAUUAAACUGAAGCUGGAUGUCAAAGUAAGAGAAAUGAUGAAAUGAACCAUCUCACCUCAGAAAAAAGAGAUAUCAACCUAUCAGCAGUCCUCGUACCACUGAUGUAAUGCAUGCUCACUACUUACUGUAGCUGACUGAUGGCUAACAAUGAUUGUGAAUUAUGUACACAUUUAAUUUGUAUACAGUAUUCAGUGUUGUGGGAAAAUAACCUGUGGAGUGAUAUAAUAUCACAGAUGUUUAUUGUACAGUGCGUUCAGCACGCCGUGUCAAAUGUUUGUCGUCUCAAAGCUCCUUUUUGAGGACCACCAUAAAGACUUGGUACACGACAGACAUGACUGAUUGUCUCCAUGUUAUAUAGCUGUAUAGUAUUACUUUUUUAUUUUUUGUUAAACAUUAACUAGAUCUAUCUUCAUGUGAACUAAACAAGAGUUUUAAAUAUUAGAGGCUAAAUAAAGAUAAAUAAAUGGAUGUCAGAGAAAAAACAACUCUGAUGAGAAAUACACGAGCACACCUCCGUACUCCGUGCGUCACGCUGUAUUUCUCUUUAAAUAACACGCAGAUUCAUCAGUUCCCACUUCGACAGGUUCUGCAGAAAGGUACCAGACUUCUGCCCCUCCAUAAAUCACACCUGAGUAAUUACCUGUUCACACACCAGCUUGUAAAUGUUGUUCAGCAGUGUCCAUAGCAAAUAAAGGUUGUGUAAUGUCUUGUAAUACUAAUAUAUUAUGUUUAUCAUAAAUGAAUAUAUUUAAUGACACAUGAAACGAUGUGGCUUAUGUGGUUUUUAUUUUUUGGAUCUUUAAUUUUUUACUUUUUUUUGCAUUGAAUUGUAGAUGGCUGUAAUGAAAAGUAUUGAUACAUGUUUGGCUAUUGAACAGCCUGAUAGAACUGAAAAUUAAUUCAUCUGAAAUAAAGCUGUUU
Molecule: messenger RNA, 4612 nt
Organism: Notolabrus celidotus (New Zealand spotty)
Lineage: Eukaryota; Metazoa; Chordata; Actinopteri; Labriformes; Labridae
Gene: ntn1b
Product: netrin 1b
Exons: 6
Coding region: 102-1904 (600 amino acids)
Molecular function (GO): protein binding
Source: RefSeq, a predicted model, not a curated record